GGCCGAAGGAGUCAGUGGCAGUAGCGGCCCGGUAGGGGCGGAAGAUGGCGGCGGCAAUAGCGACGGCGGGCGCGGUGCUGUGGGGCUGGCUGUGGAACGAGCGCUUCUGGUUGCCUGCCAACGUGACUUGGGCGGAUUUGGAGCGAGAAAGUGCCGGCGACGGAGAGGUGUACCCCCGCGCCGCCCACGUUCUGAGCGCCUUUCCGAUGGCGGUCGUCCUCUUGGCCUUGCGGAGGGUCUUCGAGAGAUUCAUUGCCAAACCAUGUGCCAUUCAUUUUGGUGUUCAAGAUAAGCUUCACAGAGUUCAGCCCAAUGCAAUUCUAGAAAAGGUGUUUACAUCUAUCACAAAGUGUCCGGAUGCAAGAAGGUUAGAGGGUUUGUCAAAACAGCUAGAUUGGGAUGUCCGAAAAAUCCAGCGCUGGUUUCGUCAUCGGAGGAACCAGGAUAAACCACCCGUCUUCACAAAAUUCUGUGAGAGCAUGUGGAAGUUUACAUUUUAUAUAUUUAUGUUUUCCUUCGGGCUCAGGGUUCUCUGGUCGUCACCCUGGUUUUGGGAUACGCGACAAUGCUGGUACAACUACCCUUUUCAGCCUCUAAUUUCCGGACUUUAUUACUAUUAUAUCAUACAGCUGGCCUUUUACUGGUCACUUGUGUUUUCACAGUUUACAGAUGUUAGGCGAAAGGAUUUCCUAAUGAUGUUUGUCCACCAUUUGGUUGCAGUUGGACUUAUUAGCUUCUCUUACAUUAACAACAUGGUACGGGUAGGAAGCCUGGUUAUAUGCCUUCACGAUGUAGCAGAUUUCUGGUUAGAAGCAGCAAAACUGGCCAAUUAUGCCAAGUAUCAGCGAUUUUGUGAUUUGACCUUCAUACUGUUUAGCGCCAUCUUUAUUUUUACUCGUUUGGGGAUUUUUCCUAUCUGGAUACUUAAUACAACACUGUUUGAAAGCUGGGAACUGAUUGGCCCUUACCCAUCAUGGUGGCUGUUCAAUGGGCUUCUUAUACUCUUACAAAUUCUACAUGUUAUCUGGUCUUAUUUCAUCAUCCGCGUUGCCUACAAGGCUCUAGCACGAGGAAAGGUAUCAAAAGAUGAUCGCAGUGAUGUGGAGAGUAGCUCUGAUGAGGAAGAUGCAACUUCAAACAGUAGAAAAGGAAUCCAUAGCACUUCAAGCAAUGGCGCCAAUCGGAUUAAUGGUCACAUAAGUAGUGGCCAAUAGGCAGACAAGGAAUAAAGCUGGGGGCAGGGGAAGCCUCCAGAAAAUAGAGACUUGUGUUCAAAUUUCUAGAUAUGCUGAACUCCACAUUCUAAAGAAGUCUUUAAUCAAGCUUGCCCCUUCGUCUCCAACUCCUCCAGCAAACCUAAAACUGGCACAAACACAGCCAAUGUUGCACGGAAGGGAUCAAGCUGAUUUUUAGUGCAAAACUUACUUCCAGUUUCCCUUUUUAAAGACAAGUCAUUUUGUAUUUAAUAGUGUCCCACUUAAAUAUUAUUUGUUGAAGUGUGUGUUUGUGUGUGUGUGAGAGAGAGAGAAGGAGAGGGGCUGUGGGUUUGUGUUUUUGAUCAACUCAAGUUUUGAGGGGAAAAUGUUUGGAGUGGGCCUACGGAGGCCUGGAUCUCCAGCAGUUUCAGUCUGCUGCUUCUUUAAUGCACUCCAUAAUCUUUUGACAGUGUGAUCUAUCUUAUUUUACAGCAACAGAGGUAAAAGUUGUGUCCUGUCAAGUCUAGGCUGUUAAUGCCGCUAGGCACAGCAACCAGGUGGCUGUGAUAGAGCCAGAUGAACUCAAGGAGUCACUAAUAAUCAUUGGGCUGUGAUGUGCUAAGAAAGUUAUGUCUGCCUGUUUUGGGGUGGGAGCUGGACCAAGCUUGCAGUAGUUACUUUAAAAAAGUAAGCAUCUACAAAGUCUUUACUGUAGUUGAAAUC
Messenger RNA from Gekko japonicus, 1919 nucleotides. RefSeq names its product ceramide synthase 5 (gene CERS5). The record is from RefSeq and is a predicted model, not a curated record. Gene Ontology annotation, cellular component: membrane. The coding region runs from base 45 to 1214 and encodes 389 amino acids. The transcript is spliced from 10 exons. Gene Ontology annotation, molecular function: DNA binding; sphingosine N-acyltransferase activity. Lineage: Eukaryota; Metazoa; Chordata; Lepidosauria; Squamata; Gekkonidae. Gene Ontology annotation, biological process: ceramide biosynthetic process.